AUGAUGACUAGGAGUAAAUCAGUUAAACCUAGGAGCAAAACGGCUUCAUAUUUAGUAUUGGAUGAAAUAAGGACUGAAGAUGUAGAAAAUAUAACAGGUACUUCUAGUCAGAAUGAGAAUAGGUGUCCAGAUCGCAAAAGCAAGAAAUCGUCGGCAACCAAGGCAAGUUCGGUCAGGCGUAGAGAAUUAGAAGCACAGAUCAAAGCCGUUGAAGAAAUGGCGCAGCUCCUAGCAAAAGAAGAAGAUAUUAUUGCAAGAAGAAAGCAAGUAAGUCAACGACUCCUGGAGAAUAGAUUAUCAUUGGAAAGGGUUUGCGAAGAAGAAGAUUCUAAAGAAGGUUCGCAAGAUGGGUGUAGCAGUCUAUCAGCAGAUGCCACUUUCAAAAAGGUCAGUAGUUGGUUAAAUACUCACGAGGAGGAAAGAAAAAUUAGAGUUCAAGAAGAACAUAGAGGUUCCGAUUUACCAAUUCAAGAUAUAACACAUCUGCUAGCAAGACAAAACAUAGACAAAGAUUUACCUAUUUUCAGCGGGAAUAUAAGGGAAUGGCCAAGUUUUUAUAACCAAUAUAUAUCUACUACUAAAGUUUUAGGUUCAUCUGAUGACGAGAAUUUAUGCAGAUUGAGGAAAUGUUUGAAGGGCGAUGCAAGACGUGCUGUAGAGGGAUUACUAUUAUCAAGCUUGUCAAUACAGUCCGUCAUACAGAUUUUGCAGAACAGAUUUGGGCGUCCUGAUCUCAUCGUGAGAUCUUUGGUUCAAGAUCCAAAACAACUUGCUAUUGUAAGGAAUGGUGAUUUCAAAGGUCUGAUUCACUUCUCCGAAACUAUUGCUAAUUAA
Messenger RNA from Phaedon cochleariae (mustard beetle), 834 nucleotides. Lineage: Eukaryota; Metazoa; Arthropoda; Insecta; Coleoptera; Chrysomelidae. The record is from the annotation of a GenBank genome assembly.